Messenger RNA from Serendipita indica DSM 11827, 507 nucleotides. NCBI's taxonomy places the organism in Eukaryota, Fungi, Basidiomycota, Agaricomycetes, Sebacinales, Serendipitaceae. The record is from the annotation of a GenBank genome assembly.
AUGGGAAUUUCCCACCUCGGCAUCUAUGUCAAAGAAGGUGAUCUGGACAAGAUGACCGAAUGGUACCUCGCCGUUCUCGCCCCUCUUGGCUACAGAUUACAUAAGGACAUUCGACCGCACGCCCAGGUCAUUGGAAUCGGCGCCACCUAUCCAGACUUUUGGAUCGCAACUGGACUUGAACAAAAGGAUAUGCCCAAGCAGACCCUUCAUAUCGCGUUCACAGCAAGUACUCGCCAGCAAGUCAGAGACUUUCACGCACUUGCCAUGAAAUUGGGUGCAAAGGACAAUGGUGGUCCUGGCUUGCGACCACAAUACACAAGCACCUACUAUGGCGCAUUCGUCUUCGAUCCAGAGGGACGUAACAUCGAGGUUCACACCAUCCUCCCCGAAGUCUGGACCGAACAUAGACAAAGAGCGCUCCUCCUUGGUGGCGUUGGUGCUUUGGCGGCUUUCGGGCUUAGCUACUUUACUAGUGUUGGGGUUUACUUGCGCCACUUACUCUUGUAG